CUUGGAGAUGAUGUCACGACAACUGCGCCAAAUGCCGCGGUGAAGUGCUUUAUAACGGAAAAGCUGCGGGACUGUAAUGAGGUGAGAAGACCCGGGCCUGGAAUACCACGGACACACGUGAGCGCCAUCUGGUAUGUUACCGGGUUAGAAAUCAGACAAACAGGAAGACGCCUGUGGCCGGAGUUUGAGGAGACAAUUCAUCAGUUCAGAUUACAAAUAUGCCCAAGUGCAUCGUCUCCGGCUGCUCCAAUCACACUGCAAACAAGGAGAAGAAUCUUUUGAAUGGGAUCAUGUUGCAUACCUUUCCCAAAAACCUGUUGAGAAUUAAAUGCUGGCUCUCCCAAAUUUAUCAGGACUUUGAAGACAUUGAGAGUUUCGCUAAGAAAAUUUUGGAAGGGAAGAAGACUGACAAUUUCCGUAUUUGCUCUGAGCACUUCUCGCCGGAUUCAUACAGACGAACCAAAAGGAAAAAAGUUCUAAAGGACAAUGCCAUACCGCACCACUUCCACAAGAAUCCUCAGUCAUGUAACACGGCGGCUUCAAGCUCCGCAACCAACCCUUUCUUUGGAGUACGGCAAGAGCAUGUACAGGGAUCACCUCGGCAGUUCUCGCCUUUUCCCAGAAUGACCUCCAUGGAUAAAGGCAGCAUUUACUUGACUGACAGGAUUUUAAGCCUCACCCUGGAGAUCCUAUUCCUCCUGACUGGAGAGGAUUACACAGUAGCGAAGAAGGCGUGCGCCGAGCGUAUAACUACAAGCAGCAGCCCCACUGAGUCAGGAGGUAGGAUCGCGGCCAAAGAAACCGACCCGAUGACAACCACAGACUUUGUGAGCCAUGAGAAGAACAGGGAGAUUCUGCAGCUCACCAACCAGAUCAUCCAUCUGCUGACAGGAGAGGUUCCUGCACGCUGUGAGGACGUCGCCGUCUACUUCUCUAUAGAAGAAUGGGAUUAUGUAGAUAAACACAAGCAUCUGUACAAGAAAGUCAUCAUGGAUGAUCACCAGCAGAACCUGUACAAGAAGGUCAUCAUGGAUGAUCACCAGCAGAACCUGUACAAGAAGGUCAUCAUGGAUGAUCACCAGCAGAACCUGUACAAGAAGGUCAUCAUGGAUGAUCACCAGCAGAACCUGUACAAGAAAGUCAUCCUGGAUGAUCACCAGCAGAACCUGUACAAGAAAGUCAUAAUGGAUGAUCACCAGCUCUCAUCACAGGGUGAUGAACGACUUUCAACUCCAGAGCAUGAGAUUGAAAUCGAAAUAGAAGAUGACCUCAUAGAAGAACCUUUACAGGACUUCAGUCAAAGUGGCGUGAACUCUCCGCCCGGCGGUGACUACGUCUCGUCUGACCUGAGUAACCCAGAACCAAUGUCUGCAGACAGCACGGAUCGCAGGGACGCAGCACAGAUGCCGUUGUCCUGUUCGGAGUGCGGUAAAUGUUUUAAAUUUCGGUCAAGACUAAUUUCACACAAGCGCAUUCACACAGGAGAAAAACUUUUUUCGUGCCCCGAGUGCGGGAAAUCUUUUAUGUGGAAAUCGCUGCUUAUUCAACACAAAAAGAUUCACACCGGAGAGCAUCAGUGUCUGGUGUGCGGGAGGUGUUUUACAAAUGAAUCGAAGCUAAUCGAUCAUCAGAGAACCCACACGGGCGAGCGGCCAUUCACUUGUCAUCAGUGCGGGAAAAGCUUCGGAUUGAAAACGUGGUUAACAAAACACAAGCGACUUCACACAGAGUGAGGUAAAUGUUUGAUGCAAGAAUCGGAUGUGACAUCAUCAGUGGACACACAUCUCAAUCACACCGGGAACAUUCUGCACCAAUUCUGUUCAUAUUCAACAGUUUUUUACUCAAAUCCAUUCUGAGAGUGCACAGAGAUGACGCCCCUUCAGGAUGCGCCAUUUUACUAACACCGGUGGCAUUGUAAUAUUGUAUUAAAGGUUUUUGA
This is a messenger RNA of Bufo gargarizans (Asiatic toad), 1939 nucleotides long. RefSeq names its product zinc finger protein 679-like. The coding region runs from base 219 to 1733 and encodes 504 amino acids. The record is from RefSeq and is a predicted model, not a curated record. Lineage: Eukaryota; Metazoa; Chordata; Amphibia; Anura; Bufonidae. Gene Ontology annotation, molecular function: RNA polymerase II cis-regulatory region sequence-specific DNA binding; DNA-binding transcription factor activity, RNA polymerase II-specific. The transcript is spliced from 8 exons. Gene Ontology annotation, biological process: regulation of transcription by RNA polymerase II.